Sitodiplosis mosellana (orange wheat blossom midge) is the source of this 2487-nucleotide messenger RNA. RefSeq names its product U4/U6 small nuclear ribonucleoprotein Prp3 (gene Prp3). The coding region runs from base 414 to 2321 and encodes 635 amino acids. Gene Ontology annotation, biological process: mRNA splicing, via spliceosome. The record is from RefSeq and is a predicted model, not a curated record. NCBI's taxonomy places the organism in Eukaryota, Metazoa, Arthropoda, Insecta, Diptera, Cecidomyiidae. The transcript is spliced from 2 exons. Gene Ontology annotation, cellular component: U4/U6 x U5 tri-snRNP complex.
GCGAGUGGUUGGUGAUAAUCGACGACGGUUGUAUAGCUCUCGUCGAUUUGACAGUCCUCACUGUCACAAUUUCGGCAGCGAAAAUACUAAAACACUGUAACACAUCAAAGAAUGCAGAGGAUUUAGGUUGUACCGUGUGAUUUACCAACCAUUUUUCAGCGCUUUUCAUGGAAAUUCACGUCAAAAUGCUGUGCAGUUGUGAAUAAAUAAAACGAAACGGUUGUGAGUUUGCUAGAUAAUUCGGUGCAUUUGAAACGAAUAUCGCUUGAAAAAGGUGUAUACAUUUAUACGGCGAGAUACAUAACCCCAAAAAUUCAUUCAAAACAUCCAACGAAAAGUAAACGUUUAGACUAGUUUCUAGGAUUUAGUUGGGAAUUUGUUUGAUUUAGAAGCUGGAAGUGAUCGAUUGAAAAAUGUCACACUUGACGCAACGUGAAAUUGAAUCGUUGCGACCUGAUUUGGAGCGAAUUGUUGCUGAAAAAGUGUCGGACAAUCAUUCGGAUGUGUUGACGACAUUGGAAAAGUGCUUAUACAGUGGCUAUGAUCGGAAACGAGCAACAGAGAAACUGAGCCAUUGGAUUGAUAGUAAGAAAGCUAGCCGAUUGUAUGACAAAUUGGAGGAUUUGAUGGAACGGCGAAAAAGUUCGUCAAAGUUAAAUAAACGCGGCAAUGACGAUGCCGAUGACAAAGUAAUAAAGAAAAUUCGAACGGGAUAUGAGACAAAUGAAGUGUCAAAUGCAAAGCCAGCACAACCACCAUCAGUAGCUGCAAUUCCGGCGACGCUGCCGACGGGUGUAGCACCAGCGGCAGCCGCCGAUGCAAAGAGCCUAACAUCGCAACAGAUUAGCAUGAUGAUGGCAAAUGCACAGCGUGAAAUUGAAGAGCGUAAAAAAGCACUGAGCACUUUGCCAAAGGAUCCGGCAAACCAAGAGGAUGUUGAACGCGCCAAAAAGAUUGCCAUGUUACAAGCACAAAUCAAGGCCAAAUUGUCGGGCAUUGGCAUGAGUGCGAUUAUACCACCCGUGCAGGAAAAACCAAAGCCACUGAUUCUCGACGAACAGGGUCGUACGGUUGAUAAUAGCGGACGAGCGAUCAGCAUACCGACACUAGCACCCACACUUAAAGCCAAUAUUCGGGCCAAGAAAAAGGAAACAUUCAACAAAACCACUCUGUCCACUGAACGCCAACAGGAGGAUCAAUCGCUAAAAUUCUUCGAUGAACGAAUUGCCGCCAAACCGGCACUGCGAUCGAAACGUUCGCUUCGCUUCCAUGAGCCGGGUAAAUUUCAACAAAUGGCCGAAAAGAUGCGCAUGAAGGCACAGCUCGAGAAAUUACAGAAUGAAAUUUCGCAAAUUGCACGCAAAACGGGCAUUAGCUCAGCCACAAAGCUGGCAUUAAUCGCACCGAAACAAGAUUCACACGCCGAAGAUGUGCCACAAAUGGAAUGGUGGGAUUCAGUCAUUCUGUCCAACGAUCUGAAGACUAUGGACGGUGACAAUAUUGCGAUCCGUGAAUCAGCCAUUACAAACCUUAUCGAACAUCCGACGCAAAUGAAACCGCCAAAUGAACCAAUAAAACAAGUCUAUUUACCGGUGUUCCUGACCAAAGCCGAGCAAAAGAAAUUGCGACGACAGAAUCGGCGUGAGGCAUGGAAGGAAGAACAGGAAAAGAUUCGAUUGGGUUUGAUACCACCGCCCGAACCAAAGCUACGAAUAGCCAAUUUGAUGCGAGCUCUGGGCAAUGAAGCCGUCCAAGAUCCAACGAAAAUUGAAUCGCAUGUGCGUGAACAGAUGGCCAAACGUCAAAAAGCCCACGAGGAUGCGAAUAAUGCGCGAAAAUUGACGGCCGAACAGAAACGAGAGAAAAAAAUACGCAAAGUCAAAGAGGAUGUGUCUUGCGGUGUAUCGGUGGCUGUGUAUCGCAUCCGUGAGCUCAACACAUUCCACAGCAAAAAAUUCAAAGUUGAACAAAAUGCCAAGCAAUUAAUGAUGACCGGCGUUGUUGUACUGUUUCGUGAUUGUUGCGUUGUCGUUGUCGAAGGUGGGCCAAAGCAACAAAAAAAAUAUCGUCGUCUCAUGAUGCACCGUAUCAAAUGGGAUGAGGAUAUGGUUAAAAAUGCCGAUGGAAAUGAGGUGCCAAAUUCAUGCGUUCAGGUGUGGGAAGGCACUAGUGCACGUCGCCAUUUCGGUGAAAUGAAAUUCAAACUAUUCCCAAUGGAGAAAAUGGCACGUGAAUUUUUUCAAAAGCAUCAAGUCGAACAUUACUGGGACCAUGGUUAUACGGGUGCGGUAUUGGAAGCAUGUAAGCAAGAAGAUGUAUAAAAAAAAAAUUCUCCACACAUUUUGAUCCUUCACGAAAAAAUCACAGAGUAAACAGAAUCAACAGCGAGGGAAAAACCAUGCAAAAAAGAAGAAAAAAUCCAUCGGAAUUUAUAUCGUUUGCAUAAAAUAUUUUUAAGUUUUUUGGCAAUAAAGAAAAGAAGAAAAA